This is a messenger RNA of Bombus pyrosoma, 3037 nucleotides long. It is a transcript of the gene Drep2, whose product is annotated as basic-leucine zipper transcription factor A. The transcript is spliced from 6 exons. NCBI's taxonomy places the organism in Eukaryota, Metazoa, Arthropoda, Insecta, Hymenoptera, Apidae. Bases 1338 to 2900 code for a protein of 520 amino acids. Gene Ontology annotation, biological process: apoptotic process; regulation of apoptotic process. The record is from RefSeq and is a predicted model, not a curated record.
ACCGAGAGAGAAUCGAUCUAAAACUAGGAGUCGCCGCAGUAACCGCUGGGAGGAAGCCACUGUUACAAUUUGCCCCCAUAUGCGCUAGUGAAAUCUUAGAUCGGGUAAUUGUACGGCGAGAGAGCAGCCAGAAUGAGGUGUUCCCGCGAGGUGGUCACUCACGUUCGGCCUGCACGUUGAUUCGAACUCACGCGAUACGCCACGCCGAUACCGAGCUGAUACAGUGCGGAAAUCCACCAAACGAUUCACUCCGAACUGAGGUUCUACACCGAAAAGAGAAUAACAGACAAAGAGAGAGAGAGAGAGAGAGAGACGGGGAGGGAGGGAGGGAGGGGGGAGAGAAAGAGAGAGAGAGAGAGGAAGAGGAAGAGAGACCGACACUGAUAGAAAGAGAGGAAAAGGCACGAGGAGCGCGCCAGAGACAGAUAGUAGAUCGACUGCGAGAAGCGAGAGAAAGAGGAAGAAGUGGAAAAAGAGGAAGAGACAGAUAGAGAUAGAGAAAGAGAGAGAGAAAGAGAGAGAGAGGGAGAGAUAGAGAUAGAGGGAAGGAUAAAGACAGACAGAUAAAGAGAGGGUGGAAGAGAAAGAGAGAUAGAAAGAGGGAGAGAGAGAGAGAGUAAGAGCGAAAUCGAGAGUGUGUGAGAGACGGAGAGGGACGAAGAGAGAAAGAGAAACGGUGUCGCAUCGCAAGGUGUUUCGGUAUACGGUGCACGAGACGGAGAAACGUUCGCGAGAAGAUCGCGAGAGGUUCGGAUCGAAGGAAAAACAAGCAAGCGGGGAGGCAGAGAGGCGAAAGACCAAGAGGAGAAAGGGCCAGAAACGCGGGGAUCCAAGAAAAAUCGAGAGAAACGGGUCGAGAAAGGGAAAGAGAGAGAGAGAGAGAGAGAGAGAGAAGAAGGAGCGGGAGCACGAGAGAAAGAGAAAGGGAGAAAGAGAGAGAGAGAGAGAGAGAGAGAGAGAGAGCGCAAGCAAGGGUGGGCGGACAGUAGUGCACGAGAGCAUCCCGUCGCCACGAUAAUGCGACGUGCAGCUUCUUUGCUCGUUCCUUCUGAAUAAGUGCUUGCUGGGACGGUCCCUUACCUGCAGGGAUAUGACGUAAUGGCAAGAGAGGAUUCAACUAGCCUGCUUCUCUCUCUCCGGCCUGUUUUCGAUUCUAACUCGACGAAUUCCUCGGGCAUUGACCGACACGUGAACGCGCCAAUUCCAAUCCAAACUGACCUUCUAAACUGAUUCUUCUGUGAGCCACCUUUUACCAAACUCUAUCCUUAGCGCCCCUCUGCCAAUCCUUUGUCGUGUCCCCUUUACCUUUAUCUUGUCUUCUUGAUCGCGUUUGUAAAAUGAAACUGGAGUUACGGAGCAAGAGACCUUUUAAGAUAUGGGACAGCUGGCGUAACGUAAGAAAGGGACUGUGUGUUAGCAAUUUCGAGGAACUGAUACACCAGGGUAAGGAGAAAUUGGGCGUGCCUCAGAACGAGAAUGUCUCCGUAGUUCUGGAAUCAGACGGAACACAGGUCGAGGACGGCGAAUAUUUUAAAACCCUAGCGAACAACACGAUCCUGUUGUUGUUACGGCAUGGUGAACGCUGGUGUCCAACUGGUGUCGACAUCAUACGCGCCGCGAUUUCGGCAAUUCCGAAAAUAGUCUGCGAAACGAUCCACGCCCUGGAGCUACACGAUGAGACGCCGUCGUGGAAGAUCAUGGACAAUAAGGGACGAGUCACGGUGGUGCUGCACUGGGAUCAGCGUUCAUCGACGUCGUCGCAGGCGCAGCAACAGCAGAAAGGUCAAGAUGUGCAGGCCUCCAAGUAUUCGCCGACUAAGAAAACCGACCUGAGCGGUAGUCAACGGCCGCCCUUGGUCAUCCAGACCAGCCUGGACAAGCUCAACUAUGCAGGGAAGCUGGGUCACCUGGCGGCAGAAGUUGGUCCUAGCCGCUACACCAGCCCCCAUAUCACUGUGAUAAAUCAUGACGACAUGCAGCAGCAGCAGCAGCAGCAGCAGCAGCAGCAGCAGCAGCCGCAGUUGCAGCCGCAGCCUCAGCCGCAGCCUCACGGGAUCCCAGGCCGUCUGGUGAAGCAGGGUACCAACUCGUUCGACAGCACCACCAUCCAUAUCCACACGCCGGAAUGCUCGAAUCAUAUUCAUCAGCCGGUAGCGAGGAACGGGAGCCCUGUCAACGGAGCGGACGGCGGUGCCAGCGGAGAAUGCGACUUCCAUUGCUGUGCCCUGCACGAGGAGGGCCGUAGAAUCGCGGUGCACAAGUCGGUGGCUACAUCGCCGAUCCAGGAUGCCCAACAUCAGCAGUAUCAGCAACAGCAUCAUCAUCCGCAUCCGCAGCAGCAGCAACAACAAACGCAGACUCAAACGCCCUCGCCUCAGCCACCUUCUUCAUUAUCGGACGGGACAAGACGAGCGGGCUUGAGCAAAGGUCACGUGAGAUUCUGCGACACCGCGGACGAGGAGUCGAGCUCCCGACUUGCCGGCAACUCGGCUGCCAGCUUUCAUCUUCAUCAUCAUCACAAUCAUCAUCAGGAGCACGACAGCUCCGAAUCCGAGACCGAGAACACGAUCAUGGAGGACGAGAUCGUGACCUCGGAGAAAUUUUUACUGCUCAUCGAUCAGCUCACCGUAGACCAGAAGCACUUAAGCAUCAAGGACAUCGGUAUCAUCCUCGAACGGCUCAGCUCGAAGAUCCUCGAUGUCGAGCGGCUCGACCGCGAGAGCGAGAGCGAGGAGUGUUACAACUGGACGAUUAAGGCUAUUAUUAGGGGAGACGUGUUGCGGGAGCUCGGAGUUAUUUACAAUGGAAAUUAUUACGCGAUCUCGGAGCAUCCUGGAUAUAAGGAGGAAUCCGAGGAGAAUAACGAGGAUAACGAGGAGGAGGAAGAGGAUAGACUUUAAUAUGAUGCUGUUUUACUAGAUAGAUAGAUAGAUAGAUAGAUAGAUAGAUAGGUAGGUAGGUAGGUAGGUAGGUAGGUAGGUAGGUAGAUAAAUAGAUAGAUAGAUAGAUAGAUAGAUAGAUAGAUAGAUAGAUAGAU